Messenger RNA from Siniperca chuatsi (mandarin fish), 6191 nucleotides. Its product is annotated as bile salt export pump-like. Gene Ontology annotation, molecular function: ATP binding; ABC-type transporter activity; ATP hydrolysis activity. The record is from RefSeq and is a predicted model, not a curated record. Gene Ontology annotation, biological process: transmembrane transport. The transcript is spliced from 29 exons. NCBI's taxonomy places the organism in Eukaryota, Metazoa, Chordata, Actinopteri, Centrarchiformes, Sinipercidae. Bases 323 to 4417 code for a protein of 1364 amino acids. Gene Ontology annotation, cellular component: membrane.
CUACUCACCACAGAUGUUGAGCCACACUGAGCUGAGUAUGCCAGUAUGCAGCGAUACAAUCAUUUGACCUACUGUAGCUCACCAUGUAGCAGUGAGAGAAAGGGAGGGGCUGGGGGGCGGGCAUAAUGAUAGGAAUGACAGUGAUAGGACUAAUAACGAUAGGAAUAAUAAUAGGAGCAGUUGUUGAGCAGGAACACAGGCUCUGCAGCUCCGGAGGUAGAAAUACCUGCUGAAAGCGACAGAAGGAGAGAAACGAGAAAGCACAAAACUACGGGAGAGAGAAGGUGUCGAGUACUGCACUUCUGUUUUGAGAUGAGUCAACAUGCCGACUGGAUCAGUGAAAUUGCAAAGCAUUAAAAAACUGGGACAGGAAAACCACAGCUAUGAGUUUUCAGAUGACGAACCAGCUGGCUCCUAUAUGACCAUGACAACUUCCAAGGACGAUGAGAAAGGUCCAGGAAAUGCGGAGCAACCAGCGAUAAGGGUCGGCUUCUUUCAGCUGUUCCGGUUUUCCACAUGCAACGAGGUGCUGAUGAUGGUGAUGGGUAGUGUGUGCGCGGUGCUGCACGGCUCGGCCCAGCCCCUCAUGCUGCUGGUGUUUGGCCUGCUCACCGACACCUUCAUCGAGUACGACAUGGAGCUCAACGAGCUGAGAGAUGACAGGAAGGAGUGUGUGAACAACACUAUCCAGUGGAAGAAGAACUACACUGCAGGGCACGGCCUGAUCACACCGCUGAACCAGUCAGACUGGAGCUUCGUGAGCAAUUCAACAUGGGAGACGCUCCCACCGCUGAAGGGCAGGUCGUGUGGGCUUCUCGACAUUGAAUAUGAAAUGACCAAAUUUGCCUUCUAUUAUGUUGGAAUUGGAGCAGCUGUAUUCUUGCUGGGAUACUUUCAGAUCUCCCUGUGGGUGACGGCCGCUGCCAGGCAGAUUCAGCUCAUCAGGAAAAUGUACUUCAGCAAAGUGAUGAGGAUGGAGAUCGGCUGGUUCGACUGCACCUCUGUAGGGGAGCUCAACACUCGCAUGUCAGAUGAUAUCAACAAGAUCAACGAUGCCAUUGCGGAUCAAGUUGCCAUUUUUUUGCAGCGCCUGACCACCUUUGUGUGCGGUUUCUGCAUUGGCUUUGUGAAAGGAUGGAAGUUAACACUCGUCAUUGUCGCAGCAAGUCCACUGAUUGGUAUUGGAGCUGGUCUUAUGGCUCUGUUUGUGGCUAAGCUAACAGGGAUGGAGCUGCAGGCCUACGCCAAAGCUGGAGCUGUAGCUGAUGAGGUCCUCUCCUCCAUCAGAACAGUGGCUGCUUUUGGUGGAGAGAAAAAAGAAGUGCAACGGUACGACAGGAACUUGAUCUCAGCGCAGCGCUGGGGCAUCAGGAAGGGUCUGAUCAUGGGCUUUUUCACCGGAUACGUGUGGCUGAUCAUCUUUCUUUGCUACGGUCUGGCCUUCUGGUACGGCUCCAGUCUGGUGGUGGACACUGAGGAGUACACACCAGGAACACUACUGCAGGUGUUCUUUGGUGUUUUGAUAGCAGCCAUGAAUUUGGGGCAGGCCUCCCCAUGUCUGGAGGCGUUUGCUGCAGGCCGGGGAGCUGCUACCAUCAUCUUUGAGACUAUUGACAGAGAGCCGGAGAUUGACUGUUUAUCUGAGGGUGGGUAUAAGCUUGACAGGGUCAAAGGAGAUAUUGAGUUUCACAAUGUCACCUUCUACUACCCCUCCAGACCUGACGUCAAGAUCCUGAACCAGCUCAGUGUUGCAGUGAAAUCCGGGGAGACCACAGCCUUUGUCGGUCCAAGUGGAGCUGGGAAGAGUACUGCUAUUCAGCUCAUCCAGCGCUUCUAUGACCCUAAAGAGGGCAUGGUGACCCUGGACGGUCAUGACAUCAGAGGGCUGAACAUCCAAUGGCUGCGCUCGCUGAUUGGCAUUGUGGAGCAGGAGCCUGUGCUGUUUGCCACCACCAUUGCUGAGAAUAUACGCUAUGGUCGACCCGGCGUCACCAUGGAAGACAUCGUCAUUGCUGCAAAGGAGGCAAACGCCUACAACUUCAUCUUGGACCUGCCACAGAAAUUCGACACCUUGGUGGGGGAGGGUGGAGGGCAGAUGAGCGGCGGCCAGAAGCAGCGUAUUGCCAUUGCUCGAGCACUGGUCAGGAAUCCUCGUGUCCUGCUGCUGGACAUGGCAACCUCUGCCCUGGACAACGAGAGCGAGGCUGUAGUUCAAGAAGCUUUGGAUAAAGUACGCAUGGGUCGCACCACCAUCUCUAUCGCUCACCGUCUGUCCACCAUAAAGAACGCUGAUGUUAUUGUUGGCUUUGAGCACGGCCGAGCUGUCGAGCGGGGCAAACACGAUGAGCUGCUGGAGAGGAAGGGAGUCUACUUCACUCUUGUCACCCUACAGAGCCAAGGAGACAAGGCUCUGAAUGAGAAGGCUCGGCAAAUGGCUGACAAGGAAGAAGAGUCAGAGAGGCUAAGUCUAUCCAGAGCAGGCAGCUACCGUGCCAGUUUGAGAGCCUCGAUCCGCCAGCGAUCCCGAUCUCAGCUGUCCAAUCUGAUCCCAGAGUCUUCUGUUCCCGUCACUGGAGAGCUUGGCCCCAUAGCUUAUACUAUGUCACAGGCAGACAAAUCCAAGAAUGCCAUCCCAGUGGAGGAAGAGGACGAAGUUGUGGAGCCUGCUCCAGUUGCCAGGAUCCUGAAGUACAACAUACCUGAGUGGCCCUAUAUGCUUUUUGGAUCCAUUGGGGCUGCCAUAAAUGGAGGGGUCAACCCCGUCUACUCUCUACUGUUCAGUCAAAUCUUGGCGACAUUUUCAGUAACAGAUCCUGUGGCUCAGAGGAAGGAGAUUGAUGGGAUCUGCCUGUUCUUUGUCAUGGUUGGCGUGGUCUCUUUCUUCACCCAGAUACUGCAGGGUUAUGCCUUCUCCAAGUCUGGAGAGCUGCUGACCCGCAGGUUACGGAGGCUCGGCUUUCACGCCAUGCUGGGCCAAGAGAUCGGCUGGUUUGAUGAUCACAGAAACAGCCCCGGAGCUCUGACCACACGUCUGGCGACUGAUGCCUCACAAGUUCAAGGAGCCACUGGCUCGCAGAUCGGCAUGAUCGUCAACUCUCUGACCAACAUCGGCGUGGCCAUCAUCAUGUCCUUCUGCUUCAGCUGGAAGCUCACGCUGCUCAUCCUGUGCUUCUUGCCGUUCAUCGCUCUGUCAGGUGGCUUCCAGGCUAAGAUGCUAACAGGGUUCGCGAAGCAGGACAAGCAGGCCAUGGAGGCCGCCGGGCGGAUUUCCGGGGAGGCACUAAACAACAUCCGUACCAUCGCAGGCCUGGGGAAAGAGAGGAAUUUUGUGGACAUGUACGAGGCCCAGCUAGACACUCCGUACCAAGCUGCCCUGAAGAAGGCAAAUGUGUACGGGGCCUGCUUUGGUUUCGCCCAGUGCGUCGUCUUUUUGACCAACUCUGCCUCCUACAGGUUUGGAGGUUACUUGGUGCGACAGGAGGGGCUCCAUUUCAGCCUGGUGUUCAGGGUCAUCUCAGCCAUCAUCACCAGUGGCACAGCCCUCGGCAAAGCCUCCUCUUACACCCCAGACUACGCUAAGGCCAAGAUUUCAGCAGCCCGUUUCUUCCAGCUGCUGGACUGUGUGCCUCAGAUCAGCGUCUAUAGCGAAAAGGGAGACAAAUGGGAUAACUUCCAAGGGAACAUUGACUUCAUUGACUGUAAGUUCACCUACCCCACUAGGCCAGACAUCCAGGUCCUGAAUGGGCUGAAUGUGUCGGUGAAGCCCGGUCAGACACUGGCCUUUGUGGGCAGCAGCGGCUGCGGGAAGAGCACCAGCGUGCAGCUGCUGGAGAGGUUUUAUGAUCCUGACCAUGGCAGAGUGCUGAUUGAUGGCCAUGACUCGACUCUUGUCAACGUGCCCUUUCUGCGUUCCAAGAUUGGCAUCGUGUCCCAGGAGCCCGUCUUGUUUGACUGCAGCAUCGCAGAGAACAUCAAGUACGGCGACAACUCACGGGAAAUCAGCAUGAAUGAGGUCAUCUCUGCCGCCAAGAAAGCCCAGCUUCACGACUUUGUCAUGUCACUUCCUGAGAAAUACGACACAAACGUUGGUGCCCAGGGUUCUCAGUUGUCUCGCGGUCAGAAGCAGCGCAUCGCCAUCGCCAGGGCGAUCAUACGUGACCCCAAGAUCCUGCUCCUGGACGAGGCUACCUCUGCCCUGGACACCGAGAGCGAGAAGACCGUGCAAGAGGCCCUGGACAAAGCCAGAGAGGGCCGGACCUGCAUCGUUAUCGCCCAUCGCCUGUCUACCAUUCAGAACUCUGACAUCAUCGCCGUCAUGUCCAAGGGCUUUGUGGUCGAGAAAGGAGCGCACGACCAGCUCAUGGCCCUGAAGGGAGCCUACUACAAGCUGGUUACCACGGGAGCACCAAUCAGCUAACUGCUCAGGGAAACGGCAGCCAAUUAGCAAGGCAGCCAAGAGAAACGAAUGUAAGGAACAGUGUUAUUGCCGUACGCCGAGAGAGGCUAGGACUGGAAGUAUGCUAUACUUUAUAUCACAAAGUAUUUAAAAAAAAGUGUAAAAACAAAAAGUAAGAUACACCUCUUCACUCGAUCCUGUCAUGAAGAGAGGGGUUUUGUGAGUCACACAACUAUUUUGGGGUAUUUUAAAAGGUAGUUAAGCCUUUGUCUCUCUGUUAUGUUGGCAAUUGUUUAUCUCUCGGAUACUGUCCCAGUACCCACACUUGCAGUCUCGAGCACCAAAGUGCAUGGUCACACGCCACCAGGUGGCAGGCAAAUGUGUCCCACGUCUAAAAAAUGCCAACACUGAGUACACGUAACCCACACUUGAUGCAGCAAUAUUCAAUGCUAAGUGCAUCCCACAAUUCACCACAGUAUACUGCGCCAAACCAGUCCUUUGGUUAGUAACGUGCCUAUAAGCUGGUUUGACGACCAAUAAUAAUCAACAGACAUUAUUUUAUUAUAUUAUUUAUACUAUUCAUUCAUAUUUUUGAAUGGUCUUUCAAGCUGUAGAAAGUCCUCUUUACAAAUUGAUGUUAUUUUGUAUGAAGGGUGUGCAAAAAAAGUAAUGUUUUGUACAUGGAGAACAGACUGACAAUUGAAAAGGCAAAGAGAGACAAAGAUACCUCUGAGCAACAGUUAAAUAAGAAUAUAAGAAAUCAGCAGUCAUUGGUAAAAGAAAUUGGAAGCUUAGCAUUAAAAUCUGUGCAGAUUUAAACAGGAACAGCUGGAAUUACCAGGCGUGUUGCUUUAACAAAGCUAUUCUUAAAACUUCAAAACAGAAAUAGUAUGGUAGUCUAGGGUUGGCACUAUUGGAAUUGGAUCACGGAAUAGCAGCUGAACAUACUAUGGACUGACAAAUCACAGUUUAAACCUAUUCAAUCUGAUCACUGAGUAGACUGCAGAGGGCCCCAAGAAAAACGGGUUCCCAAAAUAUUUAGAGCCCAGUUGAAAGAGCAGUUGUGGUUCAAAAAGUGUUUGGGGGAAAAAAUGGUUCCAAUAGUAUUCUCCUCUGUCUUGCAACACUGUGGGGUCAUGGACUAAAUGGAAGUUUUAAUAAUUGAAUUAUUCUAAAACUCUUUCAAAUGUAAAUAAGAUAUUUGGUGUAUAAUUAUACUAUUUUUAUCUAUGUAAAAAGAGCCAUUAUUGAAGAAAGAAGAAAAACAUCAAUUUAACAGGUGACUCCAAACUUUUGAGCGGUAGUUAGAUGAGACUCUCAUGUCUGUACGCUAAAUAUGAAGCUAAAGCCAGCAGCUGUGUGUGGACUGGAAGCAGGGGGAAACAGCUAGCCUGGCUCUGUCCAAAGAUGAAAGAAUUUGCCUACCAGCACCUCUAAAGCUCACUAUUUCACAUGUUAUAGCACAUAACUCCAGUAAAACCACAACUUGUCGUUUUUUACAUUUCUGUUUGUGUACGGAGUAAACAAAUGAGAUAACAUGUUAAUUAGUGGAUUAAUUAGUGGAUUUUAGAGGUGCUAACGUGGGCAGAGCCAGGCUGUCUUAUGUGUCUUAUGUACAGUAGACUAUGUGCUUCUAGAUAAUUCAAUUGAAUUGCUUCAUCAAUUGUAUUCCUCCUCCCAGCCAGCUCCUGAAUGUGUGUUUGUUUUUCACUGUCAUCUGAUUGUAACUGUGAUGCUGUGUUGAUGGUCCUAUAUUUUAUGUUUUAUGUGGAAAUUAAACAAAACCAUCAAAAUG